This is a messenger RNA of Polypterus senegalus (gray bichir), 4433 nucleotides long. RefSeq names its product transmembrane protein 121B (gene tmem121b). The transcript has a single exon. Bases 2057 to 3238 code for a protein of 393 amino acids. The record is from RefSeq and is a predicted model, not a curated record. Lineage: Eukaryota; Metazoa; Chordata; Cladistia; Polypteriformes; Polypteridae.
CUAGUACAACUAAUUGUAUUGUAACAGAUGCAAAAUGACAUUGUUUUUUUACUGUUAAAUGGAUGUGUUGCUAACACAUCUCGGUAUGGGCUCCCCGCGCUGGAUGCGAGAGAGUCACUGCGAAAAUGAUGUCAGACUUACGCGGGAAAAUACUUUUAAGUAUACGGCACUGCUGAGAGGAAUGAAUUUCAGCGCAACCAGUUAUCAAGACAUUUGAAAUUCAUCUGCCCAUCAUAUAGGUCCUCAGUUAUGAAUGUUUCUGUGCCCUGUGGAAUUCAAUUGUCCCUUCUGAUUUGGCGCGGUACACAUAGGUGCGAUUGGCACCAACCUCAUUUGCAUACCGUUUCUCUUUUUUAAUCUAACGCAUAAUCCAUGCAAAAUACCCUCCUAUCCAACAUUAAACAUGUAAGAGCAGUCUCCUGCCCUCUCUCUUUCGUUGCGCAUAGCGAUGUGAUGGAGUCUGCUUUUUAAGAUUUAAGGUGCGUAUUGCGGUCGUUUCGUCGGGCUGUUCUGUGAUUAUAGCAGACAGUAAACUUUGUUAAAAUGGUAUAGAAAAUGCCACUUUAUUAGUUGUUACUUAAGUCGUUUUGUUGUGCACACUAUAUGUUCUGCUACCAAUAAAUUCUUUAAAGGGAGAUCAUCAACAAAGAAACAUGGAAAAAAGAUUUAGAAAAAAUAAUAAUAGUAAUAAUUAUAAUUAGUAAUUCAUUACUUGACACCCAAGAAUUCUGUACAUAGGGAUUUUAAAGACAAAUCAUUAAAAUAAAUGUACCAAUCCACUUUCACGCCAUGCGUGGUGCCUUGAGCUAAAACAUUUACUCAGGUAGUUUUUUCUGGGGGCGGGCAAAUAAUUUCAACAGGGAAGGCUUUGUUGUAGAAGUCAAGUUUAACCUCUGUUAAUGUGAGUGAUUAAAACCGUGUGAAUUACAUAGAUUAAGUUCUAUGAAAAAUAUCCCUUACCUGUCAAGACCAUCCCUGUAAAUCGGGGGAGGAUCUCAUAUUUCAAAAUGGAAACAAAAGUUAUUGCUAAUACUUUGCCCUUUUUCGAUUGUAUGCAUUUUGAGACGUGCCUGGGUCAGAUGUGAGAAAAAUAUUUAAUUUUUAUUUCAAAAGUGGAAAAAAGUAUUGUUACUACUCGUUUCGGUUAUAACUUUUUGUUGUUUUUAUACAUUUUUGAUGUGCAUGUGUCGGAUGCGACCAAAUGUAAAAGUGAAGCAAUUAAUAAACAUUACUUGUUUUUAAAUACAUUCGUGUUGAUUUAUAAUUUAACAUUACCUGCUGCUGAAAAUGUCUUGCCCAGCUAAUUUCAUGGUUUGAAAAUCUGGCCCAACUGAAAUUGCAAUUGAAUAGCCCUGCUUUAGACCAGUCGCAGGGACAUAUGUACGAUUGACUUAACACGUUAAAAUAACGGUUGGUUAUUUACAGAGGUACAGAAAAUCAAUUUAUCUUAUUUUGCAAACUCUGUGAUUUAUUUUAGCGGUACAGAGGCACCUUAAUGAUUGUUAUGCGGUGCAGCGAACUUCAAAGGGCUGCAAUACGACGCAUUGUUUGAUUAGCUGCCGUUUUAUUAGCAUAUAACAAUUAAGAUCUGACAAGCAUCUUAAUGGCAAGUGAAUGCAAAUACAUCGCUGAAUGCAAACAUUCUUAGCCGUGUGUUGUUUUUGUUACUUUGAUGUUUUAUUGAUCUUUGUCGUAAUGUUCAAAUAACUUUAACAACGUGUAUACUUAAUUGAUGUACGUGAUGCUGAGCACUAUAGUAUUUGGUAAAUGGACUUAUGAUAUUAUUUUAGGUACGUACAGUGAACGUGAAUUGACAGUCUGUGUUAGGUUAAAUUGUCUUUUCUCGUUUUAACUGUCAGGGUUCUAAUGUCUGUAUGUAUACGGUGUAAAUGUUGCAGUGUGUAAAAUGCACCCCAGAAUCGUUGUUCUGAAAACAACGCAGGCAGUCCGCUCCCGUUGAAGUCCACUCCAGUGUUUAGUUUCGAUGUUCCUCCCCCUUGAGCAACCGCAUCUUCUGUGCAGAACUGGAUGGUAACAGGGAGAAAGCAUUUGGAUCAUGAUCGCAGCAUUCGGAAAUGAAAAUCCCGAGACGUGCUUCUCCUCGCUGAAAACAGUGAUCAGUCCUGAGGUGCCCGUCUCGCCUCCGGAAAACGAACCUCUCUUUAUUCGGAACACCUCGUUCAGACGAAAGUCGCAGAGUUCCAGUGGUACUGGUAACCCGGAGGAGAGCAUCACCAGACCUCUAGUUCCUGGCGCUUGUGCCGCAGCUGCCUACAUCAUGACAUCGGGCGAGUUCCUGCAAGGUUCACCGCUGUACCUACGCAGCUCCAAAAGGAACUUGUUCUACAAGGCGCUGUGCUUUGCAAUUCUCGUCUUCCAAGGAGGCGUCCUGGAUUUUUACCUGAUCGUCUUCACUGAUCUCUAUUGGUGCUCCUGGAUAGCCACUGACCUGGUGGUCAUGACGGGCUGGGGGAUCUUUUUCUUGAAAAACGCGAGGAGCAAGCGGGAGCGAGCUUGCAACCUACAGCCUCCAAAGAGCGCGCUUCAUCACGGCGACUUCACCUUUGCAUACCUGGCCUGGCUCAUCUAUGUAAUUGCUUGUACCCCCAAGGUGGUGCUCAUUUUAGAAACUUCCAUCCUGGAUCUCAUUGAACUCAAGGUGCCCCUGGGCAUCACUGGCUUCAGGAUUAUAAUGAUGCUCUCUGUGCCGCUGCUCUACUGCCUGAUUAAUUCGAUAACCGAGGAUCAGACUGGGGUGACGCGUUUCCAGUCGCAAUAUUAUUAUAUCGGCACUUGCCUAGACCUUCUGGACAGCUUCACUCUGAUCGAGAUGCUGCUCAUGAGUGAGAUCCCAACGCUCUACCUCAAGUACACGGUCAUUGCCGUCUAUUUCUGGGUUCUAAGUCUCCCAGUUCUUUGGCUGUAUGAACUGAACUCCUCGCAAAUGGGGUGCAGGUGGAUCUGGGCGAGGUUUCUUUCGGGCGUCUUAGUUAACGUCCCACUGUUGGUGGUCAGGUGCUUCCUGGUUUAUGUGUAUCAGCUUCCGGCAUCGGUCUUUAUGUUCAAAAACAUGUUCUUCUUAGGCUGCAAAUGCCUGGAACUGAUGGAGCAGUGCCUCAGCCUGAAAGGGGCCAGGAGGUAUUCUAGCACCCCGGUGCCUUUCACGCAUUGCAUCUCCGAAAAUGAUAUGUGUCCUCAUGGGUAUGUGAAUACGCUGGCAGUGACCACUCAGAAUUAGGUUGAAGGAAUGGUGUUUGGGUGGCACUGCUUGCUUGGAUCCAUCUCAUGGCCUCCUGCAGUUACGGAACAGUUUUUCUACAGAUCAAUCAUUCUACAGGUGCUAAUUUCCAAUAUCACCCAAUCUUCAAUAAAACAUAUAUGGAGACAGUGAGUGGUAAAGGCAUACGAACGUUGUCAUGGUGGUAAAGUUUAAACCUGAGUCUAUUUGUACCAUUAACAUAUACUUGCUCCCUAUUUUUUAACUUAAAAGUCUUUAUUAUUAAUUGCACUUUAGCCAGCUUUCAAAAUGUUUGCUCAAAUGUGAAUUGCUAUUUCAACAAAAUAAGGUGAAAUGGAAAAUAUAUAGUUAUUAGUUUAUUUCCAAUGUAAAUAUUAAUAAACCAUGUGGCAGUAUGCCAAGAUAUACUGGUUAUGAACAGAGCUAAAAAGGAAUAGAGUAAAAAAAAUCCAUCAUCCAUAAAGGAUGUGCACACUUGAGAUCAAUGGCUUUAAGUAAUUACUUAAGAAUAGAGUCAACCUUUUUAAUGGCUCUUAUACAUUCAUCCUAUAAAGAAAUCCUGCAAAGCAUCAGUGGAUUUUAUUACAUUUGAAAUACAUAUGAAAACGUAGUAUGAGUUUCCAGCAGAUGGCCAGUUUUUUUUUCAGUUUUGCUUUUUUUUUUUACAUUUUUUUUUGGCAUAUUCAGGCAUUACACAUUUAAAAUAUUACCAUAAACCCAUGAAAAGGGGUUAAAAACCAAAGGGUAUACAUGAUUCCAUUUUCAGAAUGAGCAGCAUUUUCUUUCUUUUGGUUUUCCAAAUAUUCUACAAUUCACUGGCUUAUUCCAAUGUGAAUGGCUUUCGUUGUUUCAUUAUUGGUUAUUUGCAUGCAGUUUUGAUUUGCAUAAUUUUUGUUUUGAAAUGAAAUGGCAUAAAUGUGAAUCAGCUUAAUUUAUAGAUUCAGACACAGUACACCUUUCAGUACUACUGUAUAAAUAAAAUAUUUUACUAGCUUGGAACACCUUGCAGCUUAAUAACAAUUAUGUCUGUGCACAGUUUUCGCAUGUUUUGCCAGUUCCAAAUCCCUCCAGUAGGCAUUUAACUUCUUUGUAUUGUAAAUAGAAAAUGUACUGUACCUUGUAUUUUCCUUGAAAAAUAUCCCUAGCUGUAUUAGUAGUUAUACUUGUUAUAGUAAAACAGUGAGAACAGCAGUAA